UUUUUUUCAGCAAAUGUUAGAGUUUCGACAACUCAAUAUACCCAUGCCCAAAAAAAUUAAAAUCCUUUUUGCAAAAAAAAUUUGUUCUCGCCAAGUGUAAGAGUGAACUUGACGACAACGUUAUCAAAUCAUACCCAUCUUCUUUAAAACAUCUCCUUCAAACACGUUACAUGCAUCCCUUAAAUGUUUUUAUUUGCUUCUUUUUUUUCCUUAAAUCGUGUUCCAGCAACAUAAACAUGAACUCAGAACAGAAAUCAGAAACCCACCCUUUGUUAUUUUUAUCUUUUUUGCAGAAUCCUAAAACAAGAAUGGCGUUGGUGAAGAACGAGAAGAAGAUGACCAAGAGUUACUUUGACGUUCUUGGAAUUUGCUGUACAUCGGAGGUUCCAUUGAUUGAGAAUAUCCUCAAAUCCAUGGAUGGUGUCAAAGAAUACUCUGUAAUUGUUCCAACAAGAACCGUUAUCGUCGUCCACGACACUCUCAUCCUCUCCCAGUUCCAAAUCGUUAAAGCACUGAACCAAGCACGGUUAGAAGCAAAUGUGAGAGUAACCGGAGAAACCAAUUUCAAGAAUAAAUGGCCGAGUCCAUUUGCGGUGGUUACCGGCGUGCUUCUCCUCCUCUCCUUCUUCAAAUAUCUUUACUCUCCUUUCCGUUGGCUAGCUGUGGCAGCCGUAGUCGCUGGAAUCUAUCCGAUAUUCGCCAAAGCUAUAGCAUCCCUUGCAAGGUGUAGAAUCGACAUCAACAUUCUUGUUGUUAUAACUGUGGGAGCAACAGUUGCUAUGCGGGAUUACACAGAAGCUGCAGUAGUUGUCUUCUUAUUCACAAUCGCCGAAUGGCUCCAAUCAAGAGCUAGCUAUAAGGCAAGUGCAGUGAUGCAGUCUCUGAUGAGUUUAGCUCCACAGAAGGCAGUGAUUGCAGAAACUGGACAAGAAGUUGAAGUUGAUGAGCUCAAGAUCAACACAGUUAUAGCAGUCAAAGCUGGUGAAACCAUACCUAUUGAUGGAGUUGUUGUGGAUGGAAACUGUGAAGUUGAUGAGAAGACCUUGACCGGUGAAGCUUUCCCCGUGCCUAAACUGAGAGAUUCAACGGUUUGGGCUGGAACCUUUAAUCUAAAUGGCUAUAUAACUGUGAAAACCACUGCUCUAGCUGAGGAUUGCGUGGUUGCGAAGAUGGCAAAGCUUGUAGAAGAAGCUCAGAACAGCAAAACCGAAACUCAGAGAUUUAUAGACGAAUGUUCCAAGUACUAUACUCCAGCGAUCAUGGUGAUAUCAAUCUGUUUUGCGGUUAUACCACUUGCACUGAAGGUUCACAACCCGAAACAUUGGUUUCACUUAGCACUAGUUGUGUUAGUAAGUGCUUGUCCUUGUGGGCUUAUCCUCUCUACACCAGUAGCCACUUUCUGUGCUCUCACGAAGGCAGCCACAUCAGGACUUUUGAUCAAAGGAGCUGAUUAUCUUGAGACCUUGUCCAAGAUCAAGAUUGUUGCUUUUGACAAAACGGGAACCAUCACUAGAGGCGAGUUCAUCGUCAUGGAUUUCAAGUCACUUUCCAGUGAUAUAAGCCUUCACAGUUUGCUUUACUGGGUAUCAAGCGCAGAGAGCAAGUCAAGCCAUCCAAUGGCUGCUGCACUUGUAGACUAUGCAAAAUCUGUCUCUGUUGAACCAAAGCCUGAAGCCGUUGAGGAUUACCAAAACUUUCCAGGAGAAGGAAUAUAUGGGAAGAUUGAUGGUAAACAAGUAUACAUCGGUAACAAAAGGAUUGCUUCCAGAGCUGGGUGUUCAUCAGUUCCAGAUAUUGAUGUUGAUACCAAAGGAGGGAAGACGGUUGGGUAUGUAUAUGUUGGAGAAACACUGGCUGGAGUUUUCAAUCUUUCAGAUGCUUGUAGAUCUGGUGUAGCUCAAGCAAUGAAAGAACUGAAGUCUUUGGGUAUAAAGACUGCUAUGCUUACCGGAGAUAAUCAAGCUGCUGCCAUGCAUGCUCAAGAACAGCUAGGGAAUGCUAUGGAUAUUGUAAGAGCAGAGCUUCUUCCAGAAGGUAAAUCUGAAAUCAUCAAAGAGUUUAAGAGAGAAGGGCCAACAGGUAUGGUAGGAGACGGGUUGAAUGAUGCACCAGCUUUAGCUACAGCGGAUAUUGGAAUCUCGAUGGGUGUUUCUGGCUCUGCACUCGCAACAGAGACUGGUAAUAUCAUUCUCAUGUCGAAUGAUAUCAGAAGGAUACCACAGGCGAUAAAGCUUGCACGUAGAGCUAAAAGGAAAGUGGUGGAGAAUGUGAUCAUAUCAAUCACUAUGAAAGGAGCAAUUCUUGCGCUGGCUUUUGCUGGUCAUCCACUGAUUUGGGCAGCUGUGCUUGCUGAUGUAGGAACUUGUCUGCUUGUGAUCCUUAAUAGCAUGUUGUUGCUAAGUGAUAAACACAAAGCUGGAAACAAAUGUUAUAGGGAGUCUUCUUCGUCUUCUGUCUUAAUCGUGGAGAAACUUGAAGGUGAUGCUGCUAGAGAUAUGGAAGCAGGUUUCUUACCAAAAAACAGUGGUAAGCAUUGCGAGUCAGGCUGUUGUGGGAAGAAGAAUCAAGAGAAGGUGGUGAAAUCAGUUAAAACCAGUUCAGACCAUGGUCACACUGGUUGUUGUGAGAAGAAACAGGACAAUGUAAAGACGUGUUGCCCAGAACCUGGUGUUCUAGGACAAGGCCGUGACUCUGGGUGUUGUGGUGACAAGACUCAGAAACCACACCAACACCAACAUGGGGUGAAACAAAGCUGUCAUGAAAAGCCAUCCAGCCUGCACAUUGUAACUGGCUCAAAACAAGAAGCCUGUUGUGGAAAGAAGAAUCAAGAGAAGGUGGUGAAAUCAGUUAAAAGCAGUCCAGACCAUGGUCACUCUGGUUGUUGUGAGAAGAAACAAGACAAUGUAAAGACGUGUUGCGCAGAACCUGGUGUUCUAGAACAAGGCCGUGAUUCUGGGUGUUGUGGUGACAAGACUCAGAAACCACACCAUCACCAACAUGGGGUGAAACAAAGCUGUCAUGAGAAGCCACUCUGCCUGGACACUGGAACUGGCUCUGGCUCAAAAGAAGAAGGCUCUUCAACCUUGGUCAAUCUGGAAGGAGAUGAGCAAGGGGAGGUGAAAGCGUUAGUCAAAGCUUGUUGCUCAAGUCCUGCUGAUCCCGUGGUAGCUAGCUUAAAAGAAGAAGCAUGUUCUCAGGCAAAGGAGGCUUGCAAGUCUAACUGUAGCAGCAGAGAGAGGAGCCACCAUGGUAGCAGUUGUUGCAGGAGCUACGCUAAGGAGUGUGGCAGUCACCAUCACCACCACACAAGGGCUGCGGCUGGCUUGGGAAGCUUAACAGAGAUUGUGAUUGAAUAAAGUUCAGUUCUCGCUAACAUUUGUACUCAUAACCUUUUCAUCUUGCAAUCAUCAGAAAGGAUGAUGUAUUAUCAAUCGAGAAACCCAUGUGAUUCAUCAAAGAAAUGUGAAUGAUCCAAUCGUCUCAUGUUAUCAUCGACCA
Molecule: messenger RNA, 3498 nt
Organism: Camelina sativa (false flax)
Lineage: Eukaryota; Viridiplantae; Streptophyta; Magnoliopsida; Brassicales; Brassicaceae
Source: RefSeq, a predicted model, not a curated record